Molecule: messenger RNA, 2879 nt
Organism: Gadus chalcogrammus (walleye pollock)
Lineage: Eukaryota; Metazoa; Chordata; Actinopteri; Gadiformes; Gadidae
Gene: ankrd33aa
Product: ankyrin repeat domain 33Aa
Exons: 5
Coding region: 325-1686 (453 amino acids)
Molecular function (GO): protein binding
Source: RefSeq, a predicted model, not a curated record
UAUAAGUGGGAUGAGAGUGCAGGGCCUUACUGCCUGACUUAGGCCAGCAGAAGCUAUGUUGGGACCUGUCUUGUCAGGAUCGAGGGCCAGGGAGCUCAGCAGCAGAAGGAGUGCCACAGCCAGGACUAACGGUGGGAUACUAAUCUGGUUUAAGAGUAGGCUAAACGAAGAGUCUCAGCACAUGGGGGAUGCUCUGAGCGUAACCUCACACAAAACGGACAAAGAGAGACAGAGUGAAACUGGAUUGACUCUUUUUAUGUGGGCGUACAGGACCGUGGGGGCCCCACAGUCGUGCCUCCCCAGUGUCCUAUAGGGGCCAGGCCCAUGGCAACACUAAGCGAUGACCCCCACCUGGGCCGCGGACCCUCGGAUGACCACGAGUGCCUGCUGGAUAAAGAGUCGGAUGAGUCCGACUCGGGGAGCGUGCUCUCUGAUGACUCUGUGCUGCCGGACUACGAGAGGGAGGAGGAAGACCGAGACCAGGUGCCUGCCAACACGCUGUACGAGGCCUGCGCCCUGAACCAGGUCAGGACCCUGACGCUGUUCCUGGAGGCGGGAGUCACCAACGAGCAGGCUAUGGAGCUGGACGUCAACGGCAGGAACGGCCUGAUGGUGGCUGUGGCCAAAGGUUUCUUGGACAUCGUGUAUGCGCUCCAUGUAUGUCCGCACAUAGACAUCAACCACCAAGAUGCAGAUGGAAAUACUGCACUGAUGAUCGCUGCCCAGGCUGGGUUCGCCACUGUCCUUAACUACAUCAUGAACUACUACCCUGGCGUGGACACAGAGAUGAGGGAUCCCCGUGGCUUCACGGCCCUCAUCAAGGCAGGUCUACAAGGACGCGAGGACUGUUUAGCCGCCCUACUCAUGCAUGGUGCGGACAUAAAUGCGCUGGACCUGUCCCGGGGAAGAGGUUUGAAGGACUGGGUCACAAAGACCGGGAGGUUUGAGACGCUGAACAGGCUGCGGCGUCUCCAGGCCCAUCCAUUGGCCGAGCAGUUCUGUGAGAGCUACGUUCCCGAGUGGCCCGAGUUGAGGCACCUGGUGGCCAAAGCCACCGCCACCAAAACCGCCAGGCAGAAGCUAGGCCAGAAAAUAAAGGACACCUUCACCAUCACCCUCCCCCACGACCCCCAGGACAACGGAGUGAUGGACCACUUGGUGCGCAUCACCACCAGUCUCCACAGCCCUCUGGUGGCCACCGCGUGUCGACCUCUCUGCCCCACCAGCCCGCCGGAAAUCGGGAAGCGCCGGCUGGCGGUGGCGGAGCUGCUGGCCCGGCACAGCAGCAAGGAGCUGGAGGAGGGCAGCGUGUGCCACAGCAACGGCUCCGUCACCUCGGCCUCGCCCCGGUCCAGCCAAUCUGCGUGCCUGACCUCCUGCUGCCAGGAGCCCAAGGAGAGUUCAGGGGGCAUGAGGGGCCUCAUGCCCCGCGGCAUGACACGGCAGAACAACAUCUACCCCUCGGGCUGUGUCCCCAAAAUAGAGCUCACCAAAUCCGGGGAGCCCACACCGAAGAAAGAGAAGAAGAAGAAGAGGCAGAAGGGUUACCUAGAGCCUCCCAUCUGGAAAUACAAGGAGGCCAAAGAGGAGAAGAAGAGGGAGAAGAAGAAACAGGAGAAGGAGAAGGAGGAGCAGGAUAAAAAGGUUAAAGAGAGUAAGCGUAUAUCGAAGAAAAGGGGCCAUUGAGGUAUUUGAGGACUCUGACAGCCAUGGAGAUGUUUGCCAUCACUCUGACCCCAGUGGGAACAUAGGCUAUUGGAAAUGAACUGUUGAUCAACAAAGGAGCAAAUGGAUUGACUACACUAAGCGUCUCACUGUCCGAGAUUGAAACCCAGAGUGUGGUGACAUAAAUGUCAAUGUCCAUGGUGGAAGAAGACUCCCAAGGCUCUCAGAUCUGUCUUGAUAUCUUCAUGUUAAAACAAACACGAGAUUAUUAUUUGAUUCGUCUUUAAUUUCUAACUAGAUUAUUUUCACGCACAUUGCUAUCAUCCAGCUGGAGUUUGUGCACUUACUAGGACAAACUGAACAACCUUAUUAGAGUGCCAUCAUGGGAUCAUGGAUCAUUUGAAAGCAAUACAGCAAAAUAAUAUAUUAUUUACUGCAGAAAAUAUAAUCUAUCAACUGCUACUCUCAUCAGUCAUCAAACUCAGGGAUAAAUUAUAUCGCACAUGGUUUGUAAAUAUAUUCAUAUGGCAGCCAUUUUAACCAGAGCUCACCUUUGUUACAGUGAGGCGUAAAUUACUUAAGAGGGGGACAUUUGUUGUUUAAUCUAUGCUGUUUAGGGUAAAUAAAUUAUGAUGAGCUGCAGAAAGUUCUGUAAACUCUGUCGUAGACGGAGAUUGGGGGGAUGUUGAGUGAGGGAAUAAUCUGGAGAGGCUGCUAUCUUGCACCUGGACCUUUUAUUUUGCUGAACCUGGGCUCACUGGCCACCUCUGACCUCACGGCACUUAUAGUAAACAGUGCAGCUAGCUAUGCAUGAAAACUUGGUUUGCCAGUUUUCACCUUGCACAUAAAUAAUUUCAUAAAAACUGUUUUUUUUCAACUGUUUCACUAAUUUGGGUCAUGUUGGGGGUUGUGUAGGUAUACUUGAAUAAAAACAUUCCCUAACAUGGAGUUAUGUGUAGUGCACACAUAGAGAAAAGCACGUAACUUCAGUUGUUAAUGGUUCUAGAUCAAGUUAAGUGAUCUUAUUCGUGGGAGCCAAAGGUAGAACCGAGGCAGGUUAGUUUGAUCCUGAAGUGUGAUCCUUUAAGACCUGCCAUCAUUGCGUCAUGAUCCGGCUUUUCGACCAGCCUUGAAUGGAGCACAGGUCAAGAGGUAAAAAAAUUAAAUAAUGGAAAGUGUGAUUGGACUGGUGUGAGAAUAGAGUACAGAAUAAC